Molecule: messenger RNA, 1644 nt
Organism: Hypomesus transpacificus
Lineage: Eukaryota; Metazoa; Chordata; Actinopteri; Osmeriformes; Osmeridae
Gene: tmem54b
Product: transmembrane protein 54b
Exons: 6
Coding region: 146-982 (278 amino acids)
Source: RefSeq, a predicted model, not a curated record
AGUCCACCUAAAACCAGUGCAAUCUUCAUUCUUCAAGAGCAAGCCAGGCCAGCCAAACUCCGAAGCAUAGGCUACACAUAGCCUAAUCGAAAUCACUAGCUGCCUGUGUGGAUGAUGAAUUAAUCCGGAAACCAAAAGAUCCAUUAUGGCCAAGACAGGUGUGUGCUGCUCCAGGCUGGACGAGCCCAAGGCUCUGAUGAAGAUGGGUCUGAGCAUGGUGCUGCUGGGUCACGUCAACUUCCUGCUGGGGGCGCUGGUACACGGGGCCGUGCUCCGACACAUCAGCCUGCACAAGGCCAGCUCCCCCGCACACGCUGUCUCCAACGUGAUGGCCCUCACCGCUGGCCUCGUGGGAGUGGUUGUUGGGAUUCUGGCUGUUAUCCUGUCUAAAAACACCAAGAGCAGAAUGUUGACGUGGUCGUUGUUGACCGUCAGCCUUGCCGCUGGUCUCCUAGCUGCGGCCUCUGUCGUUGGCCUCACCGUCUCUGUCGCGACCACUGUACAUCAGGGUGGGCGGAGCUUGCUGACUCACUGCCGGUUCCCCGAUGCCAUUGGCUACUCCAGCAUCACCAACGAGUGCCCCUUCGACCCCACUCGCAUCCAUAGUACCACUCUGAUCCUCUGGGUUCCCCUCAUCGCCACCUGUGCGGUCCAGCUGGUGUUUGUGUCUCGGUGCCUGGCCGUGUGCAUCUCCUUCCUGGGACUGGCCCGCUGCCCUCGUGAGACCAGACCCCAAGCGGGCCCCGGAGCCUCUAAAACGAUCUUGGUGGAGCCUAUUGAGGCGUCCCCCCUCCCUCACACCUUUCCCCGGCAGCACCGUACUCGGCCGCCUCUUCCUCGCUUCCUGUCGGAGCGGCAGCCUCUUCGUCCCCAGCAGCCCCGGCCGGGCCCCAGGGAGGAGGCCAGGGAGGAGGCCAGGACGCCAGAGCAGCACGAGCUGCUGGACAGAGCAUCUCUCCAGAGGUCCAGCUUCUGGGUCUGAGGGAGGGGGGGGGGGGUCGACUCGUUCGGUUAAACCCACAACCCUGGGGGAAGCCGUACCUCAUACAAGCUGUGAACUGACCGUUUUUUUUGUUUUGUUUUUUGCUGUUGAUUGUACUCUUGCUGCCUUACUUUGUGACAGUUACUCACUGUGUCAUUACAUCUCAAAGCUGUUUGUUUACAUGCAGGACAGUUUUGUUUCUGAAGUGUGUGUGUGUGUGUAAUUCUGUGUUGUCAUGUGUGUGUGUAAUUCUGUGUUGGCUCAGCUGGUUCUGUCUGACUGGUUGAAACUGAACUAGCCCAGCUGUCUGAGGACCUGCUGUCUUAAGGGCCUGGCUACACAUGGUAGUGACUGCUGCGUGACUGUGACGCAGCAUGUCUUAGUGACGUUUGAAAAGAACACAGACAUGGCUGAAUUGUAUUUAUUGUUCCUAAAUAAAAGUUGGUAUCUCAACAGCCUGUCUGUAAGAAUCAGGGGGCUUCAGACUGUCACCUGAAAGCAUCACAGUUGAUCCUUACUUCCGAUAGUAAAGACCUGACGAGAUUUCACACAAACACACCCCAGGCUGUCGGUCUGUCCUUUAUAUCCAAAACUACAUCAAUCCGCAACAUCGCGGCACUUUCGAACAGCAAGUUGCUGAGAGGGAAAGAAUACGACAGACA